AUGGCCACGCCGCCGGUCGCCCCGUCCCAGACCCGCCUGGUGCAAGGCUUCUUGACAAAGCGCGGUCUCAAACUCAAGACGUGGAAGCUGCGCUAUUUUGUCCUGUUCGACAAUCGCGUCCUCUGCUACUACAAGCUCAAGGACUUUCCCACGGCCAAUGCGCGUCUACCAGAGCCGCUGGGCACCAUUGACCUUGCUCGCCCUUUUCGCCUUUUGCUUGGCGCAGCCAUUCCUCCGGUCGAAUGGCCGAGCAACGCCAGCGUUGAGGCCGUCUUUGGACUCGAGACAGCCGAGCGCAUCUUCUAUCUCGUCAGCACUCGGGAAGACUAUCCCACUUGGGCGGCAGCCUUACAUCAGGUGCAACUUGUGAGCUCUGCUGAACACUUCAUCGCAUCAGACACACCAUUAGUUCCAGACGAGAACUCUGAUGCAACAAGGAUAACGAGCUCGGCUGAGCCGCUCAAUAGCCUUGACCACUCCAGCAAACCCGAAGAGGCGGAUGCUCUUGCAGAUCACCCCUAUCUACCCCCAAAUGAUGAUGGCACAGUUCCCGUCAUGCCCAUUUACUCGCAGGUGGACAAGACGAGAAAAGCCGCCAGUCCUGAGCUUAGCCUACACGAGGCACAGCAGGAGCUGCAAGCUCUCGACCUUCGUACUCGUCCGGCCCCACCGGCCGAGGAUGCGCCUGCCAGACGCCGCCCCGCGGCCUAUGAAAAUAUCGAUGUUGGAAGAGACAUCAAUUUCCCGCCUGCCGGUGCCCCUGCUUUGAUCCUUGAGCCCGUGGGCGAUCGGGCCGCAGUUGCACGAGUCAACUACACGGAGGUCACCUUUGAUAAGAACCAGGUCGAGUCAAACAAGCUGCGCGACCCGCCGACCGCCCGCACCGUCUAUUCCCAGAUAGACUUUGACAAAACCAUGCAACCUGCCAGACCUCCAGCUUAUGAGAGCAUGGGUGGGCCAAACUAG
This is a messenger RNA of Monosiga brevicollis MX1, 966 nucleotides long. RefSeq lists its product as uncharacterized. Gene Ontology annotation, cellular component: membrane. Lineage: Eukaryota; Choanoflagellata; Craspedida; Salpingoecidae. The transcript has 5 exons. The record is from RefSeq and is a predicted model, not a curated record. Gene Ontology annotation, biological process: regulation of cell differentiation. The coding region runs from base 1 to 966 and encodes 321 amino acids.